AUCCUAUCAAAUAUCUGUAAGUUUAGUUACUUGUAAUUAAUUCCAUGUUCCUCAGAUCAAGUUUUUUCUUCACAUAGCAUUCUUUCAUUGUUAAGUUUUCUAAGGUUUCCUUCAGCUCAGUGUACACUGCUCUCCCGCCCAAAUUGUUGACCUCUGUGAAAACUCCUUUCCUCGUAUUCCUUAGUAAUUCAUUGAAAGGUUGUAUUUAUAUGUUUGUUAUUGCUUCUGUAUUGUUAAGUUACUUUUAGUACAGUGGCAACUGAAUUAUUAAUCUCGAGUUCUCUCAUUUCUGCAGGAAUUUAGUGAUGCAAUUGCUUGGCUUAGCUCACAUUGUUCUAUCUGAAGAGAACAGAUACACUGCCUUCUAAGGUGAACCAUUUAUAUCAGUUGAGAAAGAGUGAAUCGAAAUACCAUCAUGGAGAUUAUGGAAGAAGGCAACCUGAUGGAUCGUGUUCGAAUCCUGUUGCAACGAGACCUGGGCUACUACCAGACUCACCAGACAGUGUUACAGGAAAAUCUUUGUCCGGGCAUUGUGGGGGGACUGCUGGACUUCCCGCACUAUGCCUCAUUUGCUGCUGUCAAGUUGGUGUUAUGGUGGGAAGAAGAGUACGUGGCGGCAUUCCGCUGUGCGUCUGGUUUAUUGGAACGUGCAAGUGAUAUUCCCGUGGAGCAACCCGAAUCCGAAGAGCUUGAUCGAGGUUGUGGAGGCAUUGCUGUCACCAAGACCUCAGCCCCAACUGAGUUUAUAAGUCUUGUAGCUGAUUCGUCAAGCCAGUUACUGGAACAUUUGCACACCCUCAGCCAGGAAGCCCUUGACCAUGCUGACCUCACUGUAUUGACUGGGACUCUAGGAGCAGCUGCCCUCAUCAGGAACUGCCUGUGGUGCUACAAUGAGAAACUUAAGAAUAAAGAACGGACCCAGUCUAAACAAAAUGUCACGUUAUCUCUUCAUGCGAGUUACCGCAAAUUCCAUGAGAUGGCAGAAGCUUUGGCAGAGAGGUUGCUGGAUCUUCACUGUCGCUUGCUGUCACUGUAUGUUCUGCAAGAUGCUGAGUGCCUUCAUUGGGACGACCCCCAUCCAUUCUUUGAGGGAGAACGUGGGUCUUUUGUUGUUCAGAUGUGGUGGCUGUAUAUGCAAGGUACAAAAGAAGAUCUAUGGAACACAGUGCCUCCAAAGAUGGCCCAGAGAGUCUUGGCUGGAAUGUUGAAUGAAUCUUUAACAAUUCUGGCAGUCCGAUACACUCAGGCAUUACCAAGCAGUGGGCGUAGCUCACUGUUAGUAACUGAUGUCUGCAAUCUACUGCUGUGUGUGCGACAGAUAUUGCCCUCAAUAUGUAAUGAUGCUGUCGAGUUGAUGGGGCGUACAUCACAGAACAAAGUGUUGCAUGACGUGCAUGCAAAGUGUCAUGAGCUCUUGGUAUGCCUGAUCCUGCGCGGCAGCCCUCUCUCUGCACUCUACAAGGUGUUUCGUCAUGGAGUGAAUGGGGUUGCUAUCUUCUCUCCAUGGGACAGCUCAGCCCCUGCUCCAUGGUUGGUUGUGACUUCUCCUCACUUAUAUCCUGACCCUCGCAGUAACAUCAGUGAUCUCACUGACGGGCCUGCCAUUGCACUGGAACUCUCUGUGCUUGUUGCACAGCCACAGGCCUCCUGGCCUCUUCUCCUGAAGGUUCUCACAAUGCGUCACUAUAGAGUUACAUGUGUAAUUUUGCAACAUCUCAUGCGACAGUGUGCAAAAGUAACCAUUCAGCCUGCCUGUUGUAUUGUGAACGAUGCAAAGGAGCAAAAAGGUGAAGCAGAACAGUGUGGAGGCUUCCUAUGUGGUGACAGAGGUGAAUGCUCUUUGGGUUGCAGCCCAUCAGAACUACACCUGCCACCCAGUGUAAUAGUUUCAUCACUGACGUACAUCACAACAAUGGUGGGAACACAACACGACUUGACACAUGUGCUAGUUCCAGUGCUGGAAAAGAAUUCUGAUUCCUGGGCAUCUUGCCUUGACAGACGGCAGGUGUGGAACCAGAGCCGCCCUCCUUGGCUAGAAGCCAUGAUGUCACCAUUAGAACCAGUUCUGGUGCCUGUGGUCGAGACUCUGAUAUCAGUCAGUUGCGCUGGGGACUCCUACCUGGAUCAAGCUAUGGAUGUUACAUUGGACUGCCUGAUACAACUGGUUGAAUGUCUCCCUGCUUCAGUUCUCCGAGCAGCAGUAGUGCUUGAGGAGGCCAUACCAGCAGAUGUUCAUCCUAUGUCCGGUUCAGUGUUGCUACAGCUUAUUAUAGCAGCCUUGUACUCCCAGUUGUUGGGUGCUGUUGGAAACAGUACGACAGCACUUGCGGAGGCACUGUGUAGCCUUCAUCAUUCUGGUCAUGACACCAAGAUUGAAGCUUUUAUUCAUGCUGCUGAGGAGCGUGCACAGAUCUCAUGCGUGGACAAGAACUGUGUGUCUAUGGAGGCAGCACCAUACACAGCUGAGAUCCUUGUCAGCAACCUCUUGCUUAGUGCAGGAGGCCGCCGCGCUCUUAAGAUUAUGUGGCAGUUCAUGCAGCACAGUUGGCACUGGUUACUGGGUCAGCUGGGAGCUUUAGAGCCCAAAGAGGUGGCCCCUUCUGCUCCACCCCCUAUCCCAGCCACGGCAUCUCGGCCUGCUCCUACCAAAUUGUUGCACACCAUGUUCCAUGUGGGGAACAGGCCCUUUGACCAGCUGUUGGCAGGGACUUGGGAGCUGGACUGGAACAAACUGCUUCAAACUCCUCUCUCACUCACACCAGAACGUCUUUGGGCUCAGCUCUCAUGCCGUUCAGAGUUCCGAGAAGGACCGGCCACGCUGAAUGAACAUGAUGCAACAGUUAUCAGUAUGCUGUCUGAAUUGUUCCAGUCAGUAGCAGCUACACCAUUAUGUCAACGUUUAUAGGAAUUAAGCGUGAACCCUUGUUAAGGCUUUUUUCAUUUACACGAGGAUCCUUAUUGAAGAAUUAGGUGCAAUUCAACACCUGAGUUUGGUAUCAUUGUAUGCCUGUUAAUGACCCAGUAUAAGGGUCGAAACAUGUGGGUCAAUAAAAACAGAUAUUGAUAUGAUAGUGUCUACUUUGUUUUAAAUACAUAAUAUUGUUGUGUAGACUGCAUACUUUUGUAUACCUUUUAUGUACCUUGUUUACACCAUGAGUGACAACAGAAAUAUUAAAUGUGUGUGCAUUUUUCUUUUUGUUUCUAGGUGGUUUUUGCAUAUCUAUACAAUCUGGGUACUUCAAAAACUUACAGAAAAGCUUGCCAUUUACAUUGAAACUCAGAAUAACGUGACUUUUUAUUUUAUGAUCUGAGAUGUAUCAUGAAUAAAGUCUUGUUCCUAGGAGAAGAAGAUUAUGAAAUUAUUUUAAGAGGAUAUAAACUAUGGCUUCUUAUAUUAAACUUUUUUCAGAAUACAUGCCUCUUAUUUGCUUAA
Messenger RNA from Cryptotermes secundus, 3433 nucleotides. RefSeq lists its product as uncharacterized. The coding region runs from base 416 to 2905 and encodes 829 amino acids. The transcript has 12 exons. The record is from RefSeq and is a predicted model, not a curated record. NCBI's taxonomy places the organism in Eukaryota, Metazoa, Arthropoda, Insecta, Blattodea, Kalotermitidae.